This is a messenger RNA of Megalops cyprinoides (Indo-Pacific tarpon), 2858 nucleotides long. RefSeq names its product casein kinase I. Gene Ontology annotation, cellular component: nucleus; spindle microtubule; cytoplasm. The coding region runs from base 749 to 1879 and encodes 376 amino acids. The transcript has 9 exons. NCBI's taxonomy places the organism in Eukaryota, Metazoa, Chordata, Actinopteri, Elopiformes, Megalopidae. Gene Ontology annotation, molecular function: protein serine/threonine kinase activity; ATP binding. Gene Ontology annotation, biological process: signal transduction; positive regulation of canonical Wnt signaling pathway; spindle assembly. The record is from RefSeq and is a predicted model, not a curated record.
GUUGGAAACCGAUACAGACUGGGCAGAAAAAUUGGAAGUGGAUCUUUUGGAGAUAUUUAUUUGGGAAGUGUGUCAAACUCGGCACGAUGGGAAUCAAGGCAGUGGAAUCCCCCAUGCAGAGUGAGAAACACAAAACUGCCAAGUCAACCCGCCAACAGACACCAGGUAUUUCCCAGUUCUGUUCUACCCUCUUCUCCAACACGCUUCCACCCCCAUCUCUGAUACCAGCGCCACGGCAAGCAGCAACAGAUCUCCGGACAACAUUCAGGUUUACGCCUACGCUAAAUGCAGAGGUACUGUGGUGUCUGAACACAGUGACAAAACACCAAUCAUACAAGUCAAAUAAGGGAGUAGGAGACUUAUUCCACACAGUGUUCCCGGACUCUGAAAUUUGCCACACUUUUGCAUGCAGUUCCGACAAGACAGGCUACAUCAGCAAGUUUGGAUUAGCCCCGUACAUCUCAGAUCAGCUUGUUGCGGAUGCUAACAAGGACGCAUUUGUUUUAAUGUUUGAGAGCCUCAACCAAACCACGAAAACCAAACAAGUGGAUCUGCAUGUACGCUAUUGGUGCGAAGAUCAUGUCCACAACAGAUAUUUGGGAUCGCAGUUCAUGGGACAUGGAGCAGCUGAGGAUGUACUGCACCACUUCAAAGUACAGAUAUUUCUGUCGGGGAGGAAGUUGCCAUCAAGCUGGAAUGUGUAAAGACCAAGCACCCCCAGCUUCACAUCGAAAGCAAGAUCUACAAGAUGAUGCAGGGGGGAGUGGGAAUUCCCACCAUUAAGUGGUGCGGAGCGGAGGGCGACUACAACGUGAUGGUGAUGGAGCUUCUGGGGCCCAGCCUGGAGGACCUGUUCAACUUCUGUUCCCGCAAGUUCAGCCUGAAGACUGUGCUCCUGUUGGCUGACCAGAUGAUCAGCCGCAUUGAGUACAUCCACUCCAAGAACUUCAUCCACCGGGACGUCAAACCAGACAACUUCCUUAUGGGCCUGGGCAAGAAGGGCAACCUGGUGUACAUCAUCGACUUUGGGCUGGCCAAGAAGUAUCGCGACGCCCGUACCCACCAGCACAUCCCCUACCGAGAAAACAAAAACCUGACAGGCACUGCCCGCUAUGCCUCCAUCAAUACGCACCUGGGCAUAGAGCAGUCGCGGCGUGACGACCUGGAGUCUCUGGGCUACGUGCUGAUGUACUUUAAUCUGGGCUCGCUGCCCUGGCAGGGCCUCAAAGCUGCCACUAAGAGGCAGAAGUACGAGAGGAUCAGCGAGAAGAAGAUGUCCACCCCCAUUGAAGUCCUGUGCAAGGGCUACCCCUCCGAAUUUGCCACAUACCUGAACUUCUGCCGCUCCCUGCGCUUUGACGACAAGCCUGACUACUCGUACCUGCGACAGCUCUUCAGGAACCUGUUCCACCGCCAGGGUUUCUCCUAUGACUAUGUCUUCGACUGGAACAUGCUUAAGUUUGGCGCAAACCGGGCUGUGGAGGACGCUGAGCGGGAGAGGAGGGACAGAGAGGAGAGGCUGAGGCAUGGCAGGAACCCUACUGCCAGGGGGAUCCCCUCCGCCUCGGGACGGCCCCGAGGGGCCCAGGACGUCACCCCCCCGUCACCCCUCACCCCCACUUCUCACACAGCCAACACCUCGCCACGGCCCAUCUCUGGCAUGGAGAGAGAGCGUAAGGUCAGCAUGCGCCUGCACCGAGGCGCCCCUGUCAACGUCUCCUCCUCUGACCUGACCGGACGGCAGGAUGCUUCACGCAUGUCCACAUCACAGGUACGAGCCAGCCCCACUCCCAUGACCAUGCCCACGGCCUUGCCCUUGCCUGGCCUGCCCCAGCUCAGUAAACAAGCAACAAUGCUGUCAACGAAUAAACAUAUUUAACUCUACACAUGAAAGUGUGGGGACUUUGAAGAGAAACACGCUUUUCAUUGAAACGAAACUUGGGCCAGGUGCCUUGACAUGGUGAUGUGAAAUGUAGAGGAAUCUGUGUAAACUUUAGUGUUGGAGGGUGGAUAGUCAGUUAGUUUGAAUUUAAGUUGCAGAUGGUGAGGGUCAGAAACACACAGAUCCUCCAGUAACUAGAGUAGCGUUUGACACCCCUGUUCUGUAGGGGAUGUUGAUGUUUUUAUUUCUAAUGCUGGUUUGGUGUAUGUUGUAGCUGGGUGUGAAAUGUUCAAUCAGGUCAGCACUCUGAAGUUUUUUUUGUGGGAUUGGACCGAGUCAGGUGAGCUCUGUGCGAAGUCCAUGUGCCACUGCAGGACGGGGACCAGCUGACUGCAAAGUGUGCUGCUGUUCACAUACUGCCAGGGGGCUGAGGUCCAAUGGCAGCUGAGCUGAGGAGCUUCCCCGUCACAAGCCCUAUUUAGCCUCAGCACUUUGGCUUAUGCCUACCGGCAGCAGUACCGCAAACACCGUGUGUUUUAGUUUCGUAAUCCAACGCCAGGGAGUAGCGCUCUGGAGUGUAUUCAUCUGGUUUGCGCAUUGAAGCAGAAGGGUUUUGGGCCCUGUUCAGCACAAAGUGGGAAUGAACAUGAUAUAAUUUGGAUCAAUCAGAUUUUUCUGUUACUUCCAAGUUUUUGAGGAUUCAUCAGUCCCACUCUCCAUAUUUUUGUAUCCUGGUUUCUGUAUGGCUGACGGUAUUCCCAUGAUUUUGAGUCUUAGCACCGGUACGAAAUGUUGGAUUAUGAAGUCAUGGUCCUUCCACAGUGUUCCACAAAAAUGAAACUGGAGGAGAAGGGACGCAGAAUUCAGCUUGCAUUUUUUUGAGCUUUACAUGCUAUAUGUGCUUUUCUGCAUUGCUUUUGUACAAUUGCACAAUGUUCUUUCUUCACAAAUGGCUGUUUCCCCCUCCCCCCCACCC